Molecule: messenger RNA, 3401 nt
Organism: Pistacia vera
Lineage: Eukaryota; Viridiplantae; Streptophyta; Magnoliopsida; Sapindales; Anacardiaceae
Product: ecotropic viral integration site 5 protein homolog
Exons: 18
Coding region: 592-3117 (841 amino acids)
Source: RefSeq, a predicted model, not a curated record
GCCGUCUCUCUCCUCUCGCCACGCGUCCUAUUUUCCUAGGGUUUUUCGCUUUUUUUGUUUUUUUUCUCUUAUCAAUUAUCAUUCUUUCGUAUAAAAAACAAUGUAUUUGCGCCUUUGAUCACAUCGAUCGUAACUUUCACUGUGAAUUUUGACUAUUUGACUCCGAUUUAUGCGUGCUUCUUGAUAUAUAUAUAUAUUUUUUUAGAUUUUGUGUUACUGUCUGCACAUUUUAACUGGAUUUGUUUUUAUUGCUUCGAUCACUUUGAUUUUUAAGUUUGGACUGAAAAUCUUGGAAAUUUUCCAAGGAGUUUGUGUGCGUUGUCCUACAUUUUGGUUAUGUAUGUUUACUCGAAUUAGCCGCGAAUUUACUUUGAUUUGAUUAGAUCUUGAAACGGCUUCGGAUUAGUGAUCUCGAUUUGAUUGUUUGUGAUGUGAUUGGAUUUGAUUAGUGUUAGUGGAGUUUGGUUUAUUGGGCUUAUCUUAGGAUUGUGAGUGUGAAAUGUGGCAUGGUUUCUAGUAAAUUGAAUUUGAGUAAAUUUAGUUCCAAAUGGCAAGUGAUUUGGGAAGUAGAGUUUUGGUAAUGAGUGGAAUAUGUUGACUUAUGUGAAUCGGAGCUCUUUGGAGGCCGAUUGCAGGGAUGCUUAUGGGUUUGCAGUGAGACCACAGCAUGUACAAAGAUAUAGAGAGUAUGCAAAUAUUUACAAGGAGGAAGAGGAGGAAAGAUCAGACAGGUGGAAGAGCUUCUUGGAGCGGCAAGCAGAGUCAGCUCAAUUGCCUGUAAAUGGGUUAUCUUCUGAGGAAGAGAACAAAACAUUGCAUACUGAAGCUGAGGGGGAAGUAGCUUGUGAUAAUCAAGAGAAGGUUGUUGAAGUAGAUGAUGCAAGUAUCAAGAAGCCCGAUUCAGACAGCUCCCCCGAAUAUGGUGAAGAAAAGGAGGAGAUACAGUCCACACCAGGGAAAAAGCCUCAUAGAAUCCUAACAUGGACUGAGAUUAGACCAUCACUUCGUAGCAUUGAAGAAAUGAUGAGUAUGCGUGUAAAGAAGCAAGGCAAUUUAUCAAAAAACGAAGAGACUGGAAGAGGGAAGCCUUCACCUCCUAUUGAUGAGGUUAAAUCCUUGAAAGGAGCUUCAGAGGAGGACUCUGAGGAUGAGUUUUAUGAUGUGGAGAAGUCAGAUCUGGCUCAGGAUGGCCCCUCAAGUGAUAGUGUAACUGCCCCUGCCACUGGUUCUAUUGCUGCUGAUGCUGCCCCUCUAGAAUCUGUAUUUCCUUGGAAAGAAGAGUUGGAGGUCCUUGUUCGUGGGGGAGUGCCAAUGGCUCUACGAGGAGAGCUUUGGCAAGCAUUUGUGGGUGUAAGGGCACGCCGAGUGGAGAAGUACUACCAGGAUUUGCUUGCUUCGGAAACUAAGUCUGGCAAUAACACUGAAGAAAAUAGCUCGCUGUCUGACAGCGAUAGUAAGAGUUCAACUACAGAUUCUGUCCGUGUGCCCGAGAAAUGGAAAGGGCAGAUUGAGAAGGAUUUGCCUCGAACAUUCCCAGGCCAUCCUGCUCUCGAUGAUGAUGGUAGAAAUGCUUUGAGGCGGUUACUCACAGCAUAUGCUCGACACAACCCUUCUGUUGGGUACUGUCAGGCCAUGAAUUUCUUUGCAGCACUGUUACUUCUGAUGAUGCCUGAAGAAAAUGCCUUCUGGGCAUUAAUGGGCAUUAUUGAUGACUAUUUUGAUGGUUAUUACUCUGAGGAAAUGAUAGAGUCUCAGGUUGACCAGCUUGUUUUUGAGGAGUUGGUGCGUGAGAGAUUUCCUAAAUUGGUCAAUCAUCUGGAUUACCUGGGAGUGCAGGUAGCAUGGGUUAGUGGACCGUGGUUCCUAUCCAUUUUCAUGAACAUGCUUCCAUGGGAAAGUGUUCUUCGGGUCUGGGAUGUGCUACUUUUUGAAGGAAACCGUGUCAUGCUUUUCAGAACAGCACUUGCUUUGAUGGAGUUAUAUGGCCCUGCAUUAGUUACAACUAAGGAUGCUGGAGAUGCAGUUACUUUGCUUCAGUCGUUGGCUGGCUCAACCUUUGAUAGCAGUCAACUUGUAUUGACAGCUUGCAUGGGUUUCCAAAAUGUAAAUGAUAGCAGAUUACAGGAGUUGAGAAACAAGCAUCGGCCAGCUGUAAUAGCUUCUGUUGAGGAAAGAUCGAAGGGGCUUCAAGCUUGGAGGGAUUCUAAGGGUCUAGCAUCUAAGCUAUUUAAUUUUAAGCAGGAUCCCAAAUCAAUGCUGACAGAAACAAAUAAAGGAGCACGAACAGAUGAUACACAGACAAAUGGUAAUCUAUCUCGUUCAGAGUCUGGAUCCACAAAUGUAGAUGAAGUUCUCAUUAACCUUACAGGAGAUGUGGAGAUAGAUUCUGUUCCAGAUCUUCAAGAUCAGGUGGUGUGGUUAAAAGUUGAAUUAUGCAAAUUACUGGAUGAAAAAAGAUCUGCUUUACUCAGAGCUGAGGAGCUGGAGACAGCUUUGAUGGAGAUGGUCAAGCAGGAUAAUCGGCGACAGUUGAGUGCAAGGGUUGAGCAAUUAGAGCAAGAGGUUUCUGAGCUUCGGAGGGCCAUUGCUGACAAGCAGGAACAAGAAAGUGCUAUGCUCCAGGUGUUAAUGCGGGUAGAGCAAGAACAAAAGGUAACAGAAGAUGCUCGCAGAUUUUCUGAACAAGAUGCAGCAGCCCAGAGAUAUGCUGCUCAAGUGCUUCAGGAAAAAUAUGAAGAGGCCAUGGCUUCGCUUGCAGAAAUGGAAAAAAGAGUGGUUAUGGCAGAAUCAAUGUUGGAGGCUACCUUGCAGUACCAAUCCGGCCAACUGAAAGCGCAGCCUUCUCCAAGAUCUCCUCAUCCAGAGUCAAAAGGCAAUCAAGAACCCAUGCCAGAACUGCCUGGAAGGAAGAUUAGUUUAUUAGCUCGACCUUUUGGACUUGGCUGGCGAGACCGGAACAAGCAACAGGGAAAACCUACUAGCACAGAUACACCAACGGAUGCCAAGUCUUCUGAUAUAAAGUUGUCGGAUGAGGGGCAGAGUCAAAGCAGCCCACUGAAAGAAACAAGCAGCCCGCAAAAAGAAACAAACGGUAAUGGUGUCGAAGUACAAGAGUAAAGAAAUGCAAGUCUAUUAUGGCGUGAUAAUCUGAUACCUCUAUAUAUAUAUCCAUCUUUUGAUCGUCCAAUUCUUAUAUUCCAUUGGUUUUGAAGAUAUUUUUCCUGUGGCAGAGGGUAGAAAAUUUACUUGUCUGUAAUUUUUGACUAGUGAGAACCAGUACAAAAGCUCAUAUCCAUUAAUUGGCCGUUUGUUCAUUAAGUAGAGAAGUAAUAAUAAUAUAGUUUAGUGAAGAAUGAAUGUAAGAAGAAACGAUGAGAUGAUAGUAAAACAAUUGUAUAAUC